CUCGAGUCUUUAGUCUCGGAAGUAAAGGCGUUGAAAGAGGACGCAGUUUUCGUUUCACCCGCGCGCGAACUACCUAUUCGGUCGCGAUCUGAACGUGUGCGCGUUGUUCUGGCGAAGUGUUUUGCGCGCUCGUUUGAUUCGGAUAUUCCAUCAGUUGGGCGGACGGGGAUCGAUAGAUCAAAGUUGUGUUACUUUUGCUUGGCGGUUACUGGAUCGCGUGCGUAUGACACGCUGUUGGUGAUAAAUUUAUGCAUUUUACGAUCGUUUGAUUGUAAGAAAUUUACGUAUUGAAGCUGUGGCUGAGGCAGUUAGCAGUGUAUGUGUCUUACAAUGAGGUUGUCGUCGUCAUCGCCGGUCCACCGGCUAUGGUUGAAACGGCUCCCAGUUGCCUCGGUUGGCCCCAUGUUGGCAUGUAUCUGUCUGCUGUUAGUACCGUUGGUAGCCGGAGUAGAAGAAACGGAAAUUGAUCUUAAAACUGCUAAUCAUGAGCAUUGCCUAGAUCAUGCAAUGGAUGCUAAUUACGGGCACAUUACAUCACAUUUGAUGCUUGCGAAGAAACACAAGCAAAACAAGUCACACCCCAAGAAGUAUGUCGAUGAAAAUGUAGAUGGAUUCCAUCAAGCAACGGAGAAGAAAUCGAUCUACGACAAGAAGUACUUCGAUUAUCUACCGGUGGAGCAGAAAGGCGCAUCCGAGCCAACAUACGAGGCUGGUUUCGUGAAACGAACCAACAGCAGGAGACUUCGAAGGGAUACUGAAGGCUUGACUGAAGGCGUUGUAGGGCAGCCAAGAACGAAACGACAAAGUUGGACCAUGUAUCAAAUACCCGCUUUCCAGACCAUACCGACAAUAAUCCAACCGGGCAGUAUUGCAUACAACCCCUACCACAGGCCAUCGUUGAACAAUCAUUACCUACCGCCACAAGCUGUGCGUCCAAUACCUUUGCCGGCGAACCCUAAUCAGAUACCGGAUAGAACGUACCUGCCUGUCAACACGCCAAGGCCACAACAACCUGCCGAUCCAACAGGUACGUUUGAUUUUGGAAAUCGUUUUGGACCAAAUGUGUUUGCAUUCGACACAGUGUACGAUACAAACGUUGACACCAAUUACAUUCUGUAUCGGGGGCCACGACCAAUCGGCGGUUUUCAAGGACUUCCAGCGCCACGACCCACACCGCCAACGGCUCGGCCUCCACCGCCUCCGCAGGCGCCAACAACGACAACUAGCACCACUUCCACCGUUACGACCACCACCCCACGGCCGGUGAUCCAGAACAACAGUGACGACGAGUUUGAUUGGGCCUCCCUGGGUCUCUCGCCGGACGCAGCAGUUGGAACGCGAAUAGGUGGCGAUAAUGGAAAUAACGGUAACAACAUCAAUCCGAGCCGCCGAGCUCCAUCAAAGUGCACGUGGGCCAUAGCAAACUGCUGUAGUCAAUAUUCCGACAAAAUCCGUUACCACUGCUUUGAGCAGAAUCAGUGCUUUGGAUCAUUCUGGGGUGAUAAUGUUUGUCGAACGUACUACAAGCUGGCCUUGACCGAGAUUGAGAACUACUACAAUGGAAUAUAAUUUUGCAAUUUAUGAAAUCAACAUAAACUCCAUUCUGUAUUAUAGUCGCAUGUAAAAUUUUUAACCGUGUUUGUCCGCAACCAAAAUUCAAUAAAUCGUGAUCAACCCCUGAAA
Aedes albopictus (Asian tiger mosquito) is the source of this 1683-nucleotide messenger RNA. Its product is annotated as microtubule-associated protein RP/EB family member 1. The record is from RefSeq and is a predicted model, not a curated record. The coding region runs from base 319 to 1569 and encodes 416 amino acids. NCBI's taxonomy places the organism in Eukaryota, Metazoa, Arthropoda, Insecta, Diptera, Culicidae. The transcript is spliced from 7 exons.